Molecule: messenger RNA, 1121 nt
Organism: Dendroctonus ponderosae (mountain pine beetle)
Lineage: Eukaryota; Metazoa; Arthropoda; Insecta; Coleoptera; Curculionidae
Gene: Fam92
Product: CBY1-interacting BAR domain-containing protein 1
Exons: 6
Coding region: 50-1039 (329 amino acids)
Biological process (GO): cilium assembly
Cellular component (GO): ciliary basal body; ciliary transition zone
Source: RefSeq, a predicted model, not a curated record
GUCCCAGCUGCUUGUUUGUGUGUAUUGUUGCUGACAAUUGUCAACGAAAAUGCUCAAUUCCUUACGCUCCAAAACCAGUUGCGAAGAAGAAGCAAAGUUUUUGCAGAAUCGCAUUCAACUGGUGGAAAAACAUCUGGCAGAUCUAUGCGAUGUUUUUGGCCAGUAUGCACGGAAAACCGCCCGAGUUCGGGACAAAGGAGAUGAAAUAUCCAAAUCCGUUAUCUCAUACUCUGCUGGGGAAACAGUUAAUCGAUCCUUGUCCAUUGGACUGGACGGCUUUGCCGCGUCCAUGUCCACUCUUAGUGACUAUGGGGACGCCAGGACACGGGGUCUGGAGUUGAAAGUGGUGGGAGAGUUUUCCAAAUACGAGGACAUUUGCAAACGAGCCAGGGAGGAGGUGAGGGACAUUUUUGCGGCCAGAGAGCGUGAAAUGCAGAGGAAGAAACAACUGGACCGCAUCAGGGAGAAGAACCCACGGAACCGACAACAAAUUAUGCAAGCGGAAACGGAAGUGGCAAAGGCCACAGCCGAACUGUCCAAAACAGUACACACUAUUGAGGAAAAGGCGUCAACUUUCGAGAAGSAAAAGCUGCACGAYUUAAAGGCGAUUCUACUGGACUUUAUCCGUAUCGAAAUGGGGUACCAUGCUCGCAGUUUGGAAGUGCUCACAGRCGCUUUUUCAUUGGUUAACGGAAUCAACGAGGAYUCCGAYCUUGAAGACUUUCAAACAACUAGAGGAAAAAUGGACUUGGAGUUCAAAAAAUCACUGCGUUUGCCUGAAACUACCCAUCGAAAUUCCCCAGGGGCGMGAAGCGYCCUGCUCCGAUCYACACAGUCUUUGGGAGCAAUUUUCUCCAGCUCCCAUACUAAACGAUUCUCAAAGGACCGGUUAAAUAAAAGCCAGGACACUUUGGAUUCGAUCAAGCACAGCCUGAGCGAAACGGAGGAAUCUGAUUCGGAGACAAUAGAGAGUGACGAUGAUGCCGAGGAGGAUGAGUCUUCUAUGGAGAUGCGAAACGAUCCCAAGAAAGUGCAUUAAAACAGUGAUUUGCCUGGAUAAUGAAAAACACGGCCGGUCAUUUUAAAUAAUUUCAAUAGGAUCCGCUUGGGAAUAUAUUUGA